GCCGCCGCAACUAACAGUCAGUAGAGUAUUAGUUCGAAACACCUGUAGACGCUAGUAUGUGAUUGAAUAUAGAACCCUGGCCAUUACUGGAUAAUGCAUGUUGUCAGAGAGUGGCGAGCAUGAUUCUGUCGGGCAGUGUGUCCGUGUCGUGUAGUGCCGGACUCGUCGUCAUGCUGCUCUUGCCCUUGUGACUGUCCGAGGCCAAACAAAGGGAUUCGACGACCCACGAUUCGCGGCUGCACCGAUAGGUUGAUCGUAAGUCUGGGCCGCUCUCCGCUGGCAUCCAACUUCAGCCAUAAAAGUGCCAUAACUUGAACAUUGUAAACAAGUGCAAUAAGUGACUCUGUGAUAUAGACUCCGAUGCCAUAAUGACUAGACGUCAGAUCGACGACUUAUCCUCCAACUCUUCACCGUCAGUGGAAACGGACCACGGCAUGAUGUCGCCACCACCGCCUCAAGCUUCCCCCGCCGAGAGGUCCCCCCAAAGGGAGGCGCCCAGUUCGCCCGCCAUGCUGGCAACCAUGACGCCCGUCAACGUCAUGGAGCUCAAGAAGGAGAUGGAGGAAGAAAGUGCCAUAGGGAGGCCUCCCUUGUACGCUCAGGUUAAGACAGAAGUCCUCUACGACAAAGACGAGGACAUAUACGCUCAAGCAAUUUCGGAUAAGAACGACACGCCCAUAGAUUUGAUCUACGAGGAUGGGAACAAGACCGUCAUCUACACAACGGCGCCCGACCAGAAGGGUUUGGAAAUAUAUUCUGCUGAUAACUCGGGGGAGAUCACCAUCAACAAUAUAAGCGCGCACCAAAUCCACGGUCAGCAAAUAGCAGACGUGCUUAUCGAUGGUAACGCCAGUGCCAUGGUGAAUUCUAGUGGGGACGCGGGAAGUCCCCAGGGAACUGUUUCCGUGGUGCUCCAGGGCAACGGCCAAGGGUUGCUCCAGUAUCCCCAGGCUCAAGUACCGGGAACUACGGUGUUAGUGCUCUCGGAGUUAGUGGACGAUGUCGGGGUGAACGUCGUCGGCCUCAGGUGA
Anoplophora glabripennis (Asian longhorned beetle) is the source of this 1031-nucleotide messenger RNA. RefSeq names its product protein grainyhead-like. Lineage: Eukaryota; Metazoa; Arthropoda; Insecta; Coleoptera; Cerambycidae. The coding region runs from base 369 to 1031 and encodes 220 amino acids. The record is from RefSeq and is a predicted model, not a curated record. The transcript has 2 exons.